Messenger RNA from Nicrophorus vespilloides, 3478 nucleotides. RefSeq names its product stress-activated protein kinase JNK (gene bsk). The transcript has 7 exons. The coding region runs from base 516 to 1790 and encodes 424 amino acids. Gene Ontology annotation, molecular function: JUN kinase activity; ATP binding. Lineage: Eukaryota; Metazoa; Arthropoda; Insecta; Coleoptera; Silphidae. The record is from RefSeq and is a predicted model, not a curated record. Gene Ontology annotation, cellular component: nucleus; cytoplasm. Gene Ontology annotation, biological process: JNK cascade; protein phosphorylation.
AGAAAGAAAAAAAAAGAGAGAGAAUAGAAAAGAAAGAAAGGUGGAAAGGGGGCAAAGAGCGUGUUUGAGGGGGCUCCCAGCUCUUCGUCACAGGUGUGCGAUUGUGUGAGUGGUGCAUGUGUGUGUGUGCAUGUCGAGUGCUGCUGCUGCGUGCGUGUUCUCCUCACUCCGUCUCUGUUCUCCCGGCUUCUUCCAGAAGGGGCGGUAGAAUUGCCAGAAACAAUCCAGCCCGAGAUUGACAGAUUAGAGGAAACGAGGAGCGAACCGCCGCUGCCGCCGCCGCCACCAAAGCAACCGUCCGAUUUCCAACCAACAAAUUAAAUAAAAUGGAUCGCUCUUGUUUCUACUACUCGCCCACAUGAAAAAUCUCAAACAAAACUAGAUUAACAAAAUACAAAUAUACAUAUAACAUAAAAAUAAAACGUAACUUAGUGAGCAUUGUCUUCUCUUCUCGUAAAUCGAGUAAAUCAAUUGCUUUUUAUAGCAGAAACGAAAAUUAGAAAUAAAAACGAAACAUGAGUUACCACUAUACGACGGUGUUGAAUUUUCGGGACGCGCGGACGAAGAUGUCCCGGGUAUCUCAGCUGUUCUAUACCGUCGAGGUCGGGGACACCAAAUUCACGAUCUUGAAACGCUACCAAAGUCUGAAACCCAUCGGUUCCGGCGCCCAAGGCAUCGUCUGUGCCGCCGUUGAUACCGUCACCCAGCAGAAUGUGGCCAUAAAGAAGCUCAGUCGCCCCUUCCAAAAUGUGACGCACGCGAAGAGGGCCUACCGCGAGUUCAAACUCAUGAAACUCGUCAACCACAAAAACAUUAUCGGUUUGCUGAAUGCGUUCACGCCGCAGAUAUCGCUGGAAGAGUUCCAGGAUGUCUACUUGGUGAUGGAGUUGAUGGACGCGAAUCUGUGUCAGGUGAUUCAGAUGGACCUGGAUCACGAGAGGAUGAGUUACCUGCUCUAUCAGAUGCUGUGCGGCAUCAAGCAUCUGCACUCGGCCGGCAUCAUACACAGGGAUCUGAAGCCGAGCAACAUCGUCGUCAGAUCGGACUGCACGUUGAAGAUUCUGGACUUCGGAUUGGCACGGACGGCGGGGACGACCUUCAUGAUGACACCGUACGUGGUGACCAGAUACUACAGGGCGCCGGAGGUCAUCCUCGGCAUGGGAUACACGGAGAACGUGGACAUCUGGUCCGUAGGAUGCAUCAUGGGUGAGAUGAUACGCGGCGGCGUCCUCUUUCCCGGCACCGAUCACAUCGACCAGUGGAACAAGAUCAUCGAGCAGCUGGGCACGCCGUCCGCUCAAUUCAUGAUCCGGCUGCAGCCGACGGUCCGCAACUACGUCGAGAACAGGCCUCGCUAUCCCGGCUUCACGUUCGACAAACUGUUCCCCGACCUGCUGUUCCCCUCCGACAGCAGCGAGCACAACAGGCUGAAGGCGAGCCAGGCGCGCGAUCUUCUCUCUCGCAUGCUCGUCAUCGACCCGGAGCGCCGGAUAUCCGUCGACGACGCCCUCCUGCAUCCGUACAUCAACGUCUGGUACGACGAGGGGGAGGUGAACGCGCCAGCACCGGGUCCAUACGAUCACAGCGUCGACGAGCGGGAGCACACCGUCGAGCAGUGGAAGGAGCUCAUCUACCAGGAGGUAAUGGAGUACGAGAGCUCGCACAACAACGCGCGCGGACCCGCAGCCGCCGGCAACGCCGCCCCCAACGCCUCAUCCUCAACCUCGUCCACGCAGCCGAGCCCGGCGGCCGGCUCAGAACCGAACGGCACCGAAUCCUCACUACGGUAGACCAGGGUCUGAUCAGGUGUUUGAUUAAUGGUGCGCAGUUAAAGCCAAGUGAAACAUAAAUUAUAAUAACGAGAGAAGAGGGAGAGAGAGAGAGUGUGGAAGAGGAUGAUGUGGAGGAGGAGGUGGAGAGACCGCAAAGAUGGGAUGGAAGAAGAUGAUGAGUUUUAGGAGCAGAACACACGUGCAAACAAAAACAUAAUAAAUUUAAGCAAAAAAAAAAAACAAAAACAGAAGCAAACAAACGUAAAAAAAAAUCUAUAAUUAUAUACAUAUAUAUAUAUAAAUUAACAAAAAAAAAACAAAAAAAAAAUCCGAACUUAAACAAUAAGACAAACAGACAGCCAGAAGGAGAGGAGAGAUCCGGAAACGCGUGUACACCUAGGAACUACGUUGUGUUGUUGUUUGUUUAUUUUUAUCUAGUGCAAAAUAAUUAAUGAAUUAAUAAGUAACAAAAUAAGGCAAAACUACAUACGUAUUACGUGCAUACAAACAUACAUACACACAUGUUCUAUGUGUUGUAUAUAUAGUUAUACAUACACACACACACACAAACACACGAGAUAGAAAGAGAGAACAAAUUUUUCUUUUUUUUCUCCAAUUCGAGCUGAAGAACAAGAAGGCCGUUAAAGAGUAAACGAAGAGUAAACUUCGUUUAUAAAUCCAUUUACACGUGUGAUAUAACUAAAAGAAUUAAUUUUGAAGAGAAGAAGUAAAAAAAAGUAAUAAAUAUAUACAAGAACAAUGGGAUGUAAGAAGUGGAGCAGGCGAUGAAAAUAAAACCAACAGGCUGUAAUUUAUCUACUCUACCUUUGAAAUCUAUCUAUAUAUGUGUGUGCGUGCGUGUGUGUGUAUUUAAAAGAAGAAGUGAAUUGCCAACUGAAAAGUAGCAGCAGCAGCAGCGACAACAAAGAACCGAACGAGACAAUCCAUUUCUUAUUAUUCAAUUGUUUGUGUUUUUAGCUGUUGGCAAUCGCGGAGAUUCGCGAACAGUUGAACUAAACAAAAGCACACACCCCCUCAACGCUCCCAUCGAUAUGAUAUACUUUGUAAUGUUGUUGUUGUUGUCGUUGUUUUUGUAACCUCUCCGGCCACCGUGUGUCCUAAAAUAAACUAAACUAGCCAAUGGAGGAAUGGCGAACGCGCGCGCAUUCCACAUGUAACAGAAAAACCACCAAGAAUUGAAGCAAUAUUUCUAAUAGUCGUUGUUCUCUCUAUUACUAACACUUACUUUAUAAAAAAAAACAAAUAAUAUGUAUACGCCGGGUGGUUUCCAUUAGUGACGUUCGUAUUUUUCUUUUUUGUUUGUUCGUUUUUUUCUUUCAUGAGUAAAGUGUGAAACCCCGCGCGUGCGACGAUGAUAUACGUAUUACAUGUAUUUAAUGAAGAAGGAGAAGAAUAAUAAGAAAUGCAUAGGUAUAAAAUAAAUAAAUAAAAUAUGAAUUUCCUCUGUUGAGGCGAAUGCAGAAGAAACCGAGAGAGCAGCCGUCGUUCUCCUCACAACAUUAUCGUUUCCCUUUUCGUUUCUUUCAACUGUAGUCGUUCUUUCGAUAGACAUUAUAUAUUGACUAAAUAAGUAAAAUGAAAUAAUAAUAUUAAUAAUGAUAAACUAAAUGUAGCAGCGUUUCAUAGAGAGAGAGAGAGAGAGAGAGGGACAAUGUAAUCGUAUAUUACGUUUCUUUUUUUUUUUU